Messenger RNA from Dermacentor silvarum, 1190 nucleotides. RefSeq lists its product as uncharacterized. Gene Ontology annotation, biological process: protein folding; protein stabilization; protein import into mitochondrial matrix. The coding region runs from base 116 to 691 and encodes 191 amino acids. The transcript is spliced from 2 exons. NCBI's taxonomy places the organism in Eukaryota, Metazoa, Arthropoda, Arachnida, Ixodida, Ixodidae. Gene Ontology annotation, molecular function: zinc ion binding; protein-folding chaperone binding. Gene Ontology annotation, cellular component: mitochondrion. The record is from RefSeq and is a predicted model, not a curated record.
GACGUCAUUACAACCGCGUGCAAAUCAAAUAUGGUGCCUGUCAGACUCGGUUGAAAGCGGUGUGUACGUUGGCGCAGUCUGCAACUCAUGAAUAGUCGACACGGCGUUUUGGAAGAUGUCGAGAUCGAUGAGCAAGAUGCUUGUGCGAAGUCUGCUUCUCUGCCUACGAGCCCGUAAUGUGCCGUGGAAGCAGUGUGAACGUUGUUACGCAGGGUACGCGGGCGCCGCUGCAGAAGGCCACCAUCACAAAUUGCGAAGAUCCUUCUUCUGGGGUGCCAACUGCGAGCAGAUUCAUUGCCACAGGACCACUCGGGUUGUAUGUGUGAAGACGUUGUCGACGGCUACCGAUGUCAAAUCUUGCCCUCAAACUGUCUGUAGGUCCGCGUUGUCCGAAACUAACGACAAGAUUCGGGUGCCUGUCGCAAAACUCCAAGGCCGUAUGCUGCUGUCGUUCCUUUGCAAACUCUGCUCAACACGAGUCACCAAGCUAAUUUCAAAGGUCUCCUAUGAGAAGGGCGUUGUCAUCGUCAAGUGUCACGGUUGCAGCAAGCAUCACCUCAUUGCAGAUAAUCUGGGCUGGUUUCCGGAACUCGAAGGGAAAAGGAACAUAGAAGAAAUCUUGGCAUCAAAAGGCGAAGCUGUCCGUAAAGCACUGUUGAAAGAUGAGAUCCUUGAAGUCACGGGUUCGUGAGAACUGAGCCGCGGCAGCAUCACGCAAGACCAUUUUUUUUUUUUUUUUUUUUUUGAAAUUGAGGAACUGCAGUCGAAAAUUUUUGAACAUGCAAAGAAGUUCUUUUCAAGAUCUGCAUUACUGUUUAAGGUGCUGCUUACUUGCAGGACCAUGAGUAGUCUGCAAGUUUUUACUUUGUUGAAUCUGUGCUACAUGCCGGGCCUAGCUGUUUUUUUUUUUUUUUUUUUUUUUUUUUAAUGCCUCCAGAAGAUUGAAAAUCAACCCCUCGUCUAUGUAGACUGUCAAAUCUUGGCAAAGUUUGCUUCCAAGCUUUUAUGUUGAACCUUGGAGUGUCUCACACAACACCUCUUAAAUUACUUUGCCUAAUCUAGAUACCUAGUACUUACUCAGUACAGCUGAAGUGCAUGAAUAUACUGUGUAAUUUCUAGCUGGCAAAUUUAUGGGAGCUCAUAGAGUUCUGCAAAAUUCAUGGUCUACAAUAAAGUUAUGACGUCUUAUA